AUGGAAACUAAAGUACCUUUAUUCUGCCAGGCAGAAGAAAAUAUCAGUUUAUCAGAUCAUGGCUGUAAUUCAUUUGCAACCAACCUGUCAUCAAGACAUACUGAAAACAAGAAAGACGUCAAGUUUUCUAAAGCAACGCAAAAGAGAAUUUCACAUGAAAUUAGGGAUUUGAGACUAGAACACAAAAAAAUGAACGCAACAUCAGUAUUCCUGUGUGGAGAAGAAAAAUUCUCUGAUUUUUCAGGAGAAGAAAAUGUCAAGAGAGAGAAAACUUUACAAGGACAAUUGCAUACUAAAAGGACUGAGAUCGCCUCUUCCUCAGUGAAGCUGUCAAAGGAGAAGAUGACCAGGAAAGAAAACUCUUUAUUCAAGUUGCCGAAUCAGUACAGCGUUCACAAGAUUUUACCACCCCUUUGUACAUCUUCCUCAAUUAUUCGGAAAAGGGAAAUGAUUUCUAGCCUCUACAAGACAUUAUAUAAUGAAGAACCUCAAAGAAACUUAUACUCACAAGAAUUAAGUGCACUUCAGAAGGCCUGUAAAAUUUUCAGCAAAAUCCAGAGUGGUAAGAUUUAUGUGAAUGAUCUGCCAACGAUCCAUCACAUGUUGAAGAUUUUUAUAAGUGACUCAGAAAUGCAAAAAGCUCUAAAGACUAUUGAUAUUGAUGCAUUCCAGAAUGCCUUGAAGAUUUUCUGUAGGAUAAAAAGUGGUCGAGUUGCCACUGAAGAACUGGCUGCUGUUUUGGAUAGCAUGGAUAUCCCUGUAAUCCCUGAAACUUUUCAGGAAGUGAUAAAACAUGCUAGUAUAGACAGUAACCACAGGGUUGAUAUUAGAGAUAUUAUAUUUACUUUGGAUGAACUACAGCACCAGUAUGAGGGUUUUUCAAUUAUGGAAUGGUCAGCCUUGGAUGAAUCUACUUCUAACAGAAAGUUAUCAAAUAUUUCAGAAUGCUAUCUACAGUAUAGGAAGAAAAGCACUUUAUCUUCCAGACUGUUUGAACCAUCAUUAUUCCCAAAGUUAAAUGGAAAAAACCUCCAAUAUCAUAAAAUUAUGGAGGAUAAUGAUUACCUUGAAUAUAAAAGAUUAAAAAAUCCUUUGCAAAUAAAAAAAUUCCCAAGUGGGAUUGCUAGUAGCAAUAUAGGACUCCAGGAACCAUAUUCAAAGGACGGCAUAAACUCUAAGAAACGUUCAGAGAAGAUUGAAAUUCAUGACUCAAAGUCUAUACCGUAUAACUUGAAGAGGAUUACAAGCCUCAAAAAGUCUCUGGAUAAAAGUGAUACUUUUAGGAUCCCCAGACUUCAGAAGCCAGAUGUGAGAAGGCAUUCCAGCCCCCUAAAACAGGUUUCAUCAAAGGAAAAAACUGCAAUGAAUGCUCUGGAAAACAUCUGUGAAGCUAUCCAUAAACUCCAAGAAAAUUACAUUGCUGCAGAAGAACUUCAGUCCGUUUUGCCUUCACUAGGAAUUACUUUAUCGGACAAAGAGCUCAAGAAGAUUGUGACAGAUACUACUCACAAUGAAAGUGGAAUGGUGAACUUAGAUGACUUUAUGAAUGCUCUUUCCAUGGAGCAAAGUCCUCCUGAAUAUGAUGAGUUGACUGAUGUCAUUAAAGCCAUUGAUAAAAUUAAAGAUGAAAAUAUGGAUUUGGAGGAUCUGAAUACUUGUCUUCAGGAUUUUGGGGUUUACCUUUCUAAGCCAGAAUUUGAGAAGAUCAUAGAGUUGACUGAAGCUGAUGAAACAAAAAAGGCGAAUUUUAAGGAAUUUGUUGAUACAAUGUUGACCAAUACGGAACGCUUCUCUGAAAAAUUAUUAUUGCCUGAUACUCUUGAAAACCUCCACAAUUUAAGCAAAGAGAAGAUGAAUGUUUCUCACCUGUGGAACACUCUGUCUGGGAUGAAUAGUAACUUGAAAAUAAAAGAAUUCCGAAGUGCACUGAAAUUAGCAACAGUUGAUGAAGGUGAUGAAGUGCAAAUAGAAGAAUUUGGAAAAGUGGUAAAGGAUAUGCGUGAUGCCUCCAGGUUAAAAGAGUUACAGAACAUUGUCUUAGCCCUUGAUGCACUUGAAGGUGACAUGAUACCUGGGAAGAACUUGGAGAGCUUUCUAGGAAAUAUUGGGAUUAAGUCACCUGAAGAGGAGGUAGAGAAAAUUCUUCAAUCAGAUUUUGUUUCUGAUGACAACAUGGUGAAUGUUAAAGACUGUAUGAAGGUUUUGAAGGACAACCAGAAAUUUUCCAAUUUUAUUGAUUUUAAGAAAGAGGCUUUGUCUUCAAAUCUGAGAUUACCAAAAGCAGAUGAGAUUGAAGAAGCUACUCAUAUCUUGUCAAGUGUUGAUAAUGGCAAGAUUGAUAUACUUAGCUUGGAGCAUGCCCUGGAAAGUUUGAAUGUCAGUUUGACUGAGGAGGACAUCAGUGAAGCCCUCCAGUGUUGCGACAUCAAUGAUAAUAAUGAAGUGAAUUUAAAAGAUUUCUUUGAAAGAAUUAAAGAAAGUCCAUCUUUCAAAGAGUCCAUAGCUACACAGCUACUCUUAGCUACUACCCAAAUUCUCCAGAAUGAUCUAAUUGAUGCCUCUGACCUUGAAGAAUUUUUGAUAAACAAUGACUUUCAUGCAGCUAAUGUUUUACUUAAUGAAGUAUUAAGACAUGAACCUGAACAUGAAAAUGGCAAGAUUACCAUUCAAGAAUUUUUAACUAAGUUCUGCAAUACAUUAAGAGUUCCUAAAGAUACAGGUGAGUUUUACUUCAUAGGUAUCUACUGCCUAUAUCUGGAAGGGCAAGCAGUGGUUUUCAUGUUAAAACAACACAGGAUUAGAGAGAGCAUAGAUAAGUAA
Messenger RNA from Enhydra lutris kenyoni (northern sea otter), 2820 nucleotides. RefSeq names its product EF-hand calcium binding domain 13. The coding region runs from base 1 to 2820 and encodes 939 amino acids. The transcript has 22 exons. Lineage: Eukaryota; Metazoa; Chordata; Mammalia; Carnivora; Mustelidae. The record is from RefSeq and is a predicted model, not a curated record.